Ylistrum balloti is the source of this 1578-nucleotide messenger RNA. Its product is annotated as neural cell adhesion molecule 1-like. Bases 1 to 1578 code for a protein of 525 amino acids. Lineage: Eukaryota; Metazoa; Mollusca; Bivalvia; Pectinida; Pectinidae. The record is from RefSeq and is a predicted model, not a curated record. The transcript has 5 exons.
AUGGUCCCCCGCCAAGUGUUCGUAGCUGAAUUCGAGGACAUUGAAAUCAACUGUACCGUCGUGUCAUAUACGGAGAUAACAGAAGUCAUAUGGCGAAGAGGAGAUGAUACAAUUCUUUCCAACUCGUCCAUCUUGUAUCUGAAAAACACAUCCCGCGGAGACAUGGGAUUAUAUUUCUGCCAAUCAAAAAAUAGGAUAGACGCCGAAAUACAAACGAUGUCAAAAGUCACAAAGCUGCACGUAGAAUACCCGCCAAUCGCUAAAGUACCAGAUAACACCACUGCUGAUGACCAAGAAGACGUCAUACUCCAUUGCAUAGUCGACUCUCAUCCUGAAUCAACGAUCACGUGGUACAGUCCAGAUAAUGAGGUGUUAUCAAAUACGUCUAUGUUGGAAUUGAAAAAUGUUAACCGUUCUUACAUUGGAAAUUACACAUGUAAAGGACAGAAUGUGGUAAAAGGAUCAACUCGUUCGGAUAGAAGCACUACGUAUCUGUUCGUGAACUGUAAGUUGGAAUACUUUUUUGUAGAAUAUGCAUACAUGGUCAUCUCAAUGUCACAUGAACCAGAGAACUCUCUAGGUGUCUAUGACAAUGUUUCCUACAAAAAUCCAGAUCCUCCAGUUGUCGAAGUUCCCAGCAAUAUAACCGUGAACGACCAGGACGACCUGAUAUUGCAGUGUAUUGUCAACUCUUACCCUCCAUCAUCGGUCACGUGGUACAGCCCAGAUACUAAGAAGAUAUCAAAUACGUCUAUGUUGGAACUGAAAAAUGUGAGCCGCACAUACAUCGGAGAAUACACGUGCAGAGCGGAAAAUGAGAUACAAGGCUUAACGUUUACGACUAGCAACAGUACUCUGUUGUUCGUUAACUUCGCACCUGUCGUUGUCGUUUCACACAAUACGACUGCAGUUGAAUUCCAAGACAUCGUAAUUGAUUGCAAAGUGGUAUCGUAUCCCAUGUCAACUGUUACAUGGCAAAACUAUAACAACCAGGAUAUUUCUAAUUCAUCCGGUUUAUUACUGAAAUAUGUCCGACCCAAAGAUGAGGGAAUUUACACAUGCACUGCUGAGAAUGUCAUACAGGGAAAUCACCAUACAAGGAGCGCAUCAACCACCUUGUAUAUCACACAGACUAAACAGCACUGUCGUUGUAAUCGACGAUGUACUUAUUUGAAGAAUAUACUAAAUAUUACUAUGGAGCAAGCUAGAAAUGCCAUGGAACAAAUAAAGAAGGAGCUAACAGUGGAACCAACGACGCUUACGAGUUACAUCAUAAAGAAAAUAUCCAUGAAAAAUUCCAAUACCUCCUCCAUUGGCUUUGGGGUCAUAGCUAUUAUGAUUAUUAUACUCGUUUUUGGGUUUCUGGUUGGAGGCGAUAUCAUUAAACUCGCUAAAUACCUUCAUGAUUGUAGGAGACUUGAAUUAAAGGAAGUAAAAACCGUGAACAAAACGUCGGAAAGCAAAGAGAUUCGAGCUAAAACAAAUAGACAGAGGAAAAAACGGAAACUAAAGAAAUGCAAAGGAGACAAAGAGAAUGAAGGUUUGAAUCCCAAAUAUAGAACAUUGAAAAAACUUUAG